Molecule: messenger RNA, 2472 nt
Organism: Hyla sarda
Lineage: Eukaryota; Metazoa; Chordata; Amphibia; Anura; Hylidae
Product: cold-inducible RNA-binding protein B-like
Exons: 7
Coding region: 165-665 (166 amino acids)
Biological process (GO): positive regulation of mRNA splicing, via spliceosome
Cellular component (GO): spliceosomal complex
Molecular function (GO): RNA binding
Source: RefSeq, a predicted model, not a curated record
CCUUGAGCGGUACUUGGUACAGUCCGACACGUAACUGAAUUCUAAUGAAGUGGGCGGGGACACCGAACAGUAUAUAAGAGCGAGAGGCGAAGCAGUUGCGCACUCUGAAUUGCAGCUCCUAAGGUUACUGUCUUGUCAGCACAAAGGAGACCUAAAAGCUCAUCAUGUCUUCUUCAGAUGAAGGAAAGCUUUUUGUCGGGGGUCUGAGCUUCGAUACCGAAGAACAGAAUUUGGAGCAGGUGUUCGGCAAGUACGGACAAAUAAGUGAGGUGGUGGUUGUGAAGGACCGUGAGACACAAAGGUCUAGGGGCUUUGGGUUUGUUACAUUUGAAAACCCAGAAGACGCAAAGGAUGCCAUGGAAGCAAUGAAUGGAAAGUCUGUUGAUGGAAGACAGAUUCGUGUUGAUCAGGCUGGCAAAUCUUCAGGUGACAGACGUGGAGGUUACAGAGGAGGAUCAUCUGGAGGACGAGGAUUUUACCGUGGUGGCCGUGGAGGACGUGGUGGUGGAGACAGAGGCUAUGGAGGCGGUCGGUUUGAAAGCAGGAGUGGAGGUUAUGGUGGCAGUGGUGGAUCCAGAGAUUAUUAUGGCAGUGGAAGGAGUCAAGGGGGAUAUGGUGACCGAUCAAGUGGAUCCUACAGAGACAACUAUUCUUCACACGACUAAAACUCCUGACUCAAGAUCAUCCUUCCAGUGGCUGUAUUUAUAAAGAUUUUUGGAGCUUCGCAGAACAGUUAAUAUGUAGUCUAUUUGAUUGUGUUCACUUUUUAUACCAAUUUGUUACAUUAUUCUGACAGCCUCGCUGGUAGUACAUGGAACAGUUGUAACAUUAAGACUGUACAUUGGUUCUAAUGUUAUAGAUUUUCUGAUCUAUUGGGCUGCUCAGAUGGGAGCUCCUUAUUGCAAUUUUAAUUUGGCAGAUACUUGCCUUGGUGACAGACUAGUUUUACUAAAGGAAUAGUCUUGCUGUUCCUAAGCAAAACUGUCUGUUAAUCUAUGAGCUCUAUUCUGUAUUAAGAUCUGUUUGAUCACAUUAUUUUCUGUAUAUAGUGAAGGGGACUGAGGCCCUGAAGCUUAACUCUGAAAGAAUCUUUCGGUAUAACAAGGCAGGGUACAGCAUGGGUGCAUUGUAAAUAACCGCUAGACCUCCUUGAUAUAUCUAAAGAGAAAAAUCUAAUUUCUUAAUAUCACAAGAAGUUCUUGAAAAUGUUUGUUUAUAUUGUCAUUGUUUUUUUUUUUUGUUUUGUUUUUUACUGAAAGAAAUGAAAAGCUUGUGUUCUCAAGAAUUUGUUUUUUUUUUUUUUACUUUCAUUUGGCUUCACGAAGCCUAUUAAAAGACCAUCUGAAAAGAAAUGCCGCUCUUGACAUUUUACCUUCUGCACAACACUGGUUAGGUAGAUGUUAUACAGUUAGGUGGCUUGGCUGUUUUUGCAUUCAAGUUCCGAGGUCACUACAUUUGCAUAGGACAAUUGACAUUGGUCAUUGAUUACCACUAAAGGUUGAUUAGUUUAGCAGUAGUAUUAACAUGUAAAGGGGCCUCAAACUUUCCUUUCGGGAAACCUUUUCAACUAGAUUUUUGGAAGCAUUUAAACAUCAAUAUAUUGAUAUGUAGAAAGUGCAGGGACUAUCAGAGAACCACCUCCUGGACCACAAACCACCUCAAGUUGAGGUUAAAGGAAACUGGUCACCUGUCUUAUGAUGGCCAAACGGCAGUCAGGCAUUAAACGGGUAAAGGAAGCAGGGUAUCUGAACGCAAAGUUUUAACAAGCGGAGACUAAGCCAACUCUGCUUGUUUGGACAGUUCCUAGCAACUGCGCUCUGCCCUGCCAGCCCGGAAUGACUCCUUUUCUACAGAUAGGGAAAGUGUCACUCGAAGCUGGCAGGGCAGCUGCAGGAAAUACUCGCAGUAAAUACUUGGGCCUGGCAAUUUUAUUUGUUUUUUAAACCACAAGUUCACUGACACAAGUGAAUCAUAAUGGGGGAGAUUUAUCAAAACCUGCGCAAUGGAAAAGUCCAUAGCAACCAAUCAGAUUGCUUUUAUUUUAUAGGCUUUUAAAAAAAUUAAUAAAAGCAAGCUUAUUGGUUGCUAUGAACAAUUGGUCAACGUCCCCUGCACAUGUUUUGAUCUCCCCAAUGUGUGUUCAGCAGCAUAAAACAGAUAACAGAUUCACUUUUAUGGGUCAUUGUAAUGUUUCUUUGCAAUAUAAUAGCUGAUGGGUAGGGUUUGACCUUUCUUCUAAUACCUUUAACUAGAGCAUAUGUUCUUUUCUUUGCCCUGUCCCACUCUCAACUCCAUUUUGGAGAAUUUAAACAUGACCACAUCUGUGUGCACAUAAGUCUGGUGAGGGUCCCAGAUGCUGAACCCCACUGAUCAGUUAACUCGUCAGACAUGUUGCUAGAAUGUAAUAAGUGGCACUGAAAGGGGUGAUCCAGGAAUAGAAACAGCUUUUUUUUUAUUUAUUUUUUGCAAAAA